This is a messenger RNA of Monomorium pharaonis (pharaoh ant), 1932 nucleotides long. It is a transcript of the gene pall, whose product is annotated as F-box only protein 28. Gene Ontology annotation, molecular function: protein binding. NCBI's taxonomy places the organism in Eukaryota, Metazoa, Arthropoda, Insecta, Hymenoptera, Formicidae. Gene Ontology annotation, biological process: protein polyubiquitination. Bases 1 to 1209 code for a protein of 402 amino acids. The transcript is spliced from 3 exons. The record is from RefSeq and is a predicted model, not a curated record.
AUGGAAUGGAACAAAACGCCAGCUGACAUGGUUGAUGAGCAACGGAGACGUCUGUACGAUCCAGCGCAACAGACGAGCAAUAGCGUGCAGUUGAAUCUCAUUAAUCUCCCCGAUGUUUGCUUGGAGGCGAUUUUGUCUAACCUCUCCUACGAUGAGAUUUCUAAAUAUAGGAUCGUUUGCAGACAGUUCGAUCGGAUCUGUAAAAAACUGCUCAAUCGCGGCUUCAAUCUUAUGGAGAAGUACCACGCGCAAUGUCUCCGCACCGUCAAGAGCAAACUGCCAAGAAGGGAGUCGGAGCGACGGAGUCAUCCCCUUGCGCGUCACUGUGACAUCCUGACAGCGAUAGAAACGAGAAUCUCCAUGUUGUCAAUGACCUUCAUCAAGUAUGUGGACUUGAACGUUUGCUGUUUCAUUCCAGGAAAGGUAAUUGAUGAGAUUUUCCGUGUUCUUCAAUUAAUUCGAGAGACGAAGACACCACCCAGAGCACACGAGAUACUGCAAGAGUUACGGGACAUAAGCAGCAUGGCUAUGGAGCAUUUUGAUGAGAAAAUCCUGCCAGAUCUAAAACAUAAUAUCUGCACGUCCAUUGGGAGUGUGAAUUCAUAUGACUUACCUGGUGGUGUCAUGAUCUCCCACGGUAGAAACAUAAAUAGCUCCACACUGCCACAUUGCAACAAUCACAGCAUGACCUGUUCGGAGAAGCUUAACCAGACCUUCAAGAAGAUUAACGAUCGUACUAGAAGGAACAAAAUGUUUUUUUUAUCCGUGAAAAAUCAAAUAACCAGAAUGAAACGUAGGAUGCAGAGGCAGGAGUAUCUGGUGCGGAAACAAACUCUGAAAUUAUACAAGCAGGCGAAGAAGAUACACGAACAGGACACCCAGUUGGCCGAGGUGCGGAAACAUCUCGAAGAAUGGGAGCAGAAGAUGGUCGAUUUGACUACCGAAGUAAGUCGAGCGCGGGAGGGAAUCCCGCUCCCUCAGAAUCCUGAUUCAUUGGAAAGUCGCAAACGGAAGACACAUAUUAUCAACACCGAUGCCGAGACACUUCCGGCAAAGACGAACGAAUUGCAAUCCAAGAAACGUAAACUUAUAAUAGAAAGAAAAGCGUCGAGCGACGCACAGGACAUGAAGUUUAAAAAAUUUAUGUCAGGCUUACUUGCGAAAAAUGAAUUGGAUGAUUAUUUCGUCGAUCCCUCGUGUCCGCGCUAAACUCCGCUGUUUUUACAUUUAACAGUUAAGCAAAAAUUUUUGCAAAAUUAUAUAUACUCUUUGUAUAAUGCAUUUUUCAAUUGUUAUAACGACGUAGAUUUAAUCAUCUCGUAAUGGAUACUCAGUACAUCUUAACUAAAUUAAAUUUUUACUCGAGUUAUGUAAAAGUUAUUUUCAAACAAUAGUUUAUUGUAAAAGAGUUAAAAUAGAAUUUAUAUUUUUAGUUUAUUAAACUACUUUUCGUUCCAUUAUAGGAACAACACAAUAUAUAAACAAAUGUAUUUCGUUGAGUUUAUAGUGUUUUACUUGAAAUUCCCAUCAGGAAUAUACAUAUAUACAUAAACAAAUUUUUUUAGAUAAAUGCUACAUAAAAUUGAAAUAUUUUAUUUUGCAUUUAUUAAGAAAUUUAAAAAAGUAAGGACAAUAAACUACAAGUUGUAAUAACAUAUUAAUAUAUACACUUUAUUAAAAUAUUGAAAUUUUAAUAAGAUGUGUACAUUAAUAUGUUAUUUUAUUAAAAUACAUAAUAUCUUAAUAUUAUUUUAAUAGAAUAAAAUACCUUCAAAUAUUGAAAGGCACACAUUGGUCUUAUUUAUAGUGUUAUAUAAGUUCUUUAACGUAGUAUAAUUGAUUUUAUUAUACGUAUAUAUGUAAAGUUAUAUAACCAUUGACAUAUAAGACUGUAAUUCAUAUUAAAUCAUAUUAAAAAUUUCAUCCUGAACA